Messenger RNA from Paramecium tetraurelia, 1338 nucleotides. RefSeq lists its product as uncharacterized. Gene Ontology annotation, biological process: protein phosphorylation. The transcript is spliced from 3 exons. The record is from RefSeq and is a predicted model, not a curated record. Lineage: Eukaryota; Ciliophora; Oligohymenophorea; Peniculida; Parameciidae. Gene Ontology annotation, molecular function: protein kinase activity; ATP binding.
AUGAAUUUUUAACCGAGUUCUUUAUUUAAUCACAAUGUAAAAUGGGAAUUACUGAAUGAAAAACCUUCAAGUGAUUUUAAGACUCUGUAAUUAUAUGUUUUUUCUAAUAAGAAGAAGGAAUUUCAGUUUAAGACUCUCAUAAAAACUGGUUCAAGAAUUCUGAAGAAGAACAAAAUCAAGUUUUUAGAUGUGAAAAAUUGUGUAUUAAAAAAAAUUCAUCAUUAUCAAAAUGGAGAUGGGAUUAUGAUUACUUCAGGCAAUUUUCAAUUUGAAUUCUAUGGUUAAAUCACAGAAUGGUUUGACCACUUGAAAUUAUAUUGCAUAUAAGUCGAUUUCUUGAACAAUUAUAGCAUUGGAAACCUAAUAGGCAAAGGCACCUAUGGUAAGGUCUACAAAGCUAUUCAAAAAUAAAAUAAAAGUGAAUACGCAGUUAAGACUUUUGACAAAAGCAAUUUACAAAAGUAGAUAGAAAUAGAGGCAAUCUUAAGAGAAAUUGACAUUCUUAGAAUUGUCUAGCAUCCCCGAGUUAUUAAACUUUUGGAAACAUAUGAAAGUGAAACACAUAUUUUUGUUGUCUAUGAAUUGUUAAAAGGUGGAGAGCUAAAACAACUAAUGAAUGAGAAGAAACUAAAUUAAGACUAGUGUGUUUCAAUCAUUUAUAAAAUUAUAGAUGCUUUGGCUUAUAUUCAUUCAAAAGGCAUAAUACAUAGAGAUUUGAAACCUGAAAAUUUGAUAUUUCGAUAUGCAUAGAACAUAGAAGAUAUAGUCAUAGCUGAUUUUGGAUUGGCAGACUUUUACAGAAAAGAUGGAAAGUACCUCUUUUCUAGGUGUGGAACAGCAGGAUAUUUGGCCCCAGAACUCAUUAUGAAUAAAAUAUAUGACUAUAAAGUCGAUGUCUAUAGUGUUGGUAUAGUAUUUUAUAUGUUAAUAAAUGGAGGAAAGUCUCCGUUUGAAAAAAUUGAUUAUGCAACUUAAUUGCAAUAAAAUAUGUUAAGCAAUAUUGAUUUGAAGAAACUAAUCAUUUCAAAUGAGUGCUAAGAUUUAUUAUCUAAAAUGAUUGAUGCAAAUCCUUAAAGUAGAAUAACAUCCCAGUAAGCUAAGAUACAUCUGUUAUUUCAUAAAUAGCAUGAAAAAAUUGAAGUGUUAACAGCAAGAUUGCCAAAAUCACUUACGAUAUCCUUGAUUGAUACUCCAAAAAUCUAAGCUAUUUAAUCGAGCCGUCAAAAAUAAUAAAGUUUCGUUUAGAUGUCUCAAAGUGCUAAAAAUUCUCCAGUUGACACCAAAAAAAUCUAAGGUCAAUAAAACUUUUCAAAUGCAAAAUAAAAGUAAUAACAAUGA